AACACGCCUUAACAUCCAUGAAUGUGUCAAAAUUUCGUAUCAUGGCUGAAGACUGGCCAGGUCACCGUUUUCGCAAAUUGUAGGAAAAGCUCGUUUUUUGUUAAUUUUUUCAAAGUUCUAGACAGUAGAAGCUGCUUACAAACACAGAAAAAAUGGAAAACUUUCUCCCGAGUAUGUGGAAAGUCCGGGAGCUCGCCGAUAAAGUUACGAAUGUUGUUAUGAACUACACGGAAGUAGAGGCAAAAGUUCGAGAGGCUACAAACGACGAGCCUUGGGGCCCCACAGGCCAGAUAAUGCAGGAAUUGGCUCACUCCACCUUCACCUACGAGCACUUCCCAGAAGUGAUGUCCAUGUUGUGGAAAAGAAUGCUUCAGGACAACAAGCAGCACUGGCGAAGGACUUACAAGGCGCUACUAGUUUUACACUAUUUAGUGAAGAAUGGUUCCGAAAGGGUGGUAACUUCAGCCAGAGAACAUAUCUAUGAUUUGAGGUCCUUAGAAAAUUAUACGUACAUCGAUGACAUUGGAAAAGAUCAGGGUGUUAAUAUUAGGCAUAAAGUGAAAGAAAUGAUAGACUUCAUACAAGAUGACGAUAGACUGAGGGAAGAGAGGAAAAAGGCCAAGAAGAAUAAGGACAAGUUCAUUGGGAUGAGCUCCGAUACGAUUGGGAUGAGAUUUGGUUCCGGUCGCGAAAUGUGGGAUGAAAAACCAUACUCGAAAGACUCUAAUGACUGGGACAACGAACCCAACUCGCCGAACCGCUACAGAGACAAAACCUUCGAUGACGACUACGACUUGGACAAGGAGGACAGCGACACCGAAUCUCGCAGCGGCAGCAGCAACCACACGAACAGCGUCAAGAAAUACCAGGACGCUGAGCUGCCCAACAGCCCUACCCACGUCGAGCGAAAGGUCAACAUAAACAUCAACCCCUCUAUCACCAGCUCGCCCAAGAAGGUGGCCAAACCGCUCAAGAAGGUCGACUUGGGCGCCGCCGCGAACUUCGGCAGGGGCUCGACUCAAAGUCCCGUGCCUCAGAGUGACCUGCUCAACGACGAUUUCGACCCGCGGGCCCAGGAGGCGCCCUCCGAGCAGCGCAAGACUUCGACCGAGUUCGGCGACUUCGAAGCCGCUUUCGGCCCCCCUGCUGCGUCCCAAAACUCCGACGAUCAAUUCGCCGACUUCAGCUCAGCUUUCUCGCAACCUCCCUCUAUUCCGAACGCCUCGCAGUACUCUCCGAUGCCUAAUUUGCUCGGGCCGGGGCCCCAUGUCUUGCCGAACGUCAUUCCGCCCAGUUCUAAUACAUCAAACUUGCUCAACAAUCACACUUUUGGUUCGCAAACCGCCAAUCUGAUGGAGGGCGGCGUCACCGUCCAGCAGCAGAGUCAGAAGACCAGCAAUAGCGACCUGCUGGGAGAUUUGGAUUUCGGCAGUUUGAGUAUGCAGCCUCAGUCUAUGGCAACGCAACCGAACAACAAUUUCGGGCUGUUGGGAAGUCCGAACGCGAAUCUUUUAGACGGUUUCAGUUCAGGUACCGAGAAAGAUGACAUUCGUAUCAGUGAAAAAACGAACAGUGAAGUUAUUACAAAGAAGCCUCGCACUAGAACAAGAGACAAAGAACUGCUAGAUUUCCUGUACGCUUGCAUCGCCGACAUGGAGAAAUCGAAAAAGUUCACUUCUCAAUCCCAAGUGGAUGCCGUUGUACUCCAAAUAGACAAGAUCGUUUCGCUGCUUCCUGGACCAACAACUCCUCAGAAGCUACAGGGCAUGGACGGUGAUGUCUGCAGUGAGCGCUUAGAGAGUUGUUACGAAACUUUCGUUCAGACUUUGGUUCGGCGUUUCGACUCCAAUUUUCCUAUCGAAGGGGGAAGCGUUUAUGAACCCGUCAGGAAGUUAUUCGAGAUUGAUUGUCCUGAGUUUUACAAUAUAAAUUUACGUGUACUCGUGAGAAAUUUGAAUGAUGAAAGCUCUCUGAAAUUAUUGCAGCUGCUUUUGGAAGCUGAAGGUACUUUUGCUGUAACUUGCUCUAGCGCCCUGGUAACCGUGUUUGAGGAUGAGUUCGCCAAAGGGGAGUCUUCAACGGCCUGGGGAGACUUGGUGAAAUUACUGAUCUCGCUGCCAGGCAGAGUUGCUAACUUUACGCAAGGGAAAGUCCCCGACUUCUUCCUCAGCAGCAGCUUCUCGAAGUACCUUGUUCUUAAUAUACUGAAAACUGUGGAGUUUUUGACGGAGUUGCUAAGGUGCGGUUGUCUAAAGGAACAGAAUAUAAAUUUUGCACGAAUUUCGCUCUUGCUAGGCAAACUUCUGGUGGAUUUUAACGAAAAACUGGAGGCCGACAGUCUCAAACAUUUCGUGAUAAUCACAGCAAUCCUGACGAACCAACCCUCCGCAAAAGUGAAGCUCUAUCAGAAGAUAUUCCAGAGUAUCUUUUUGAAACUCGAUAGACCAGCCGUUCACAUCCUAGCGAAAAUGUUCCUCAUCAACGUCGAUCCCGAGAAGUACUUGAUGAAGGAGAUCUUCGGACAGAAACUCAUCGAAAACGCCAACUGGAAAUUCGCGCUGUGCACCAAGAUACCCUUGAUGACCCUUUUCGAGAAGGGCUAUUCGAAUCUAAUCACGAAUCUCGUCGUUUACUUGAGCUCAGCUUCGCCCUCCUCGCUGAUGAAGCUCUUCAUCGACUCGAUCACCAUCUGGGCGGAUAAAUCAUCCGUGAAUCGCACCAGUGUAGAGCAGCAGGUGUUCAUCGUCAAGCUGAUGAUCCUCAUCGCGAACGCCUUGCGAAACAUAGGCUUCACGGACUUUGAACUGGGUAAAGUAAAGGAAACAGUUUUCUCUGGUAUUCCUACUCACUUGGAGUCGCCCAUUGAGAUGGUAAGAGCUUCCGGAAUGAAAGCGGGUGAGGUUAUAGUGGGUUUGUUGACAGAUGAGGCCGGGACGGGUGCGGCAGAGUUGAAGUUCGAGUAUAGCAACCUCAGCGACGAAUGCAAGAACGUCAUUAACGAACUGCAAGGUUUGGCAGACAGAGAUAUCCAAGGUUACUUCAAGCCCAAGACUAAGUUCGAUAGCAUCGACGGCGAGUUGCUGCAACUCAGUAUUUCACAGGAAAAACCUACGGAUUACAUCCCUCCUGCGCGUAGCUUCGCUAAAAGGCCCGUUGUGGAACCGAAAAAUGAGGUUAUGGUCACCGAGCGUAAGCUAGACAGUCGGAUAAGGAUAAUAGACAGCACAGGGUUCGAGCUGGACUCUGACGAUGACUUGGAGCCAUACGAUUUGUCCAACGACGUGAAGGUCCCUAAAAAGAAACCGCCGGCAUAUCUAAGAGACCUGAGAGACGGCUUGCUGGAGGCUCAGGACCACGAGGUCUUCGCCAUCAGUCUGGAGACCUGCGAGGAUCUAAUCGUCAAGCAACUACCAGACGACGAUUGCUCCAUCGGGUUGGAGAUCUUGGAGAUCCUGGUGACUCUCGAGCCACGGUUCUACGUGGACAACUUUGACGAUUUGGUGUUCCGCAGCUGCGUUGCAGUGGUGUGCGUUUACCCGGGUUACUACGCGGAAUACCUCUGCAGGCAAAUACACGCUGACAUGGGAACUUACUCCGUGUCCAGGCGCGUCUUUAUGAUGGACGUCUUGCAGCAAACCGCUAGGAACCUGUCGAGUAUCAAGAAGGUUCAUGAAGAGACCGAAUCUAGAACUAAACGGCAAAAAGAUCUGCGCAGCGCGGAAGAUGUAGUGCGCAAGCGCCUGGAGGCCAAAACACGUUACUUUGCCAAACCCGGGCGAGUUGUGGCACAAGCUAACAAGUUUGCUGAAGUCGCGGGAUACUUCUUCUUUCCACUCCUCUACGGCUUCAACCAAAACAGAAUGUUGAGGGAGUCCACGCAAAACGACAGCGACUACGUCUUUCUUAUUCAUUUCGUGGACACCCUCGCCGUGGUAAUGUGCGCUUCACAGAAUUGCCCGGUCGCUCCGAGAAUGGCCAAGGAAAUCUUGCGCUUCUCGUGGUUCUUGCGGUUCCACAAGGAGGUCAAAGUGCGCAUGUCGAUCUUGAGUCUUAUCUCUGCGGCUGUUGUCAAUGUUCCGCAGGACGUUUUGGUGCGGGACUUCCUGGACGAGCUGUUCGAAAUCAGGUUGUGGCUGGCUGAUGUUUUGAGCCCGAAUUUGGCGCGCGGGGAAGCCAAUUUAGAGUGCAGGAAUUUGGCGGCGUGCGCAAUGGUGCUUGUAGAGGGGGUGCUUAAAGUCGAAAUCGAUGAUGAGGACCAAUAGUGUUGUUUUUAAAUGUAGAUUUUAGGUUUAAAGUGAUGCAAAAAGUUUUUAUUUUCAGUAAUAUACAUGAUUGAGGAGUCUGA
Leptinotarsa decemlineata (Colorado potato beetle) is the source of this 4345-nucleotide messenger RNA. RefSeq names its product clathrin interactor lqfR (gene lqfR). Gene Ontology annotation, biological process: endocytosis; 'de novo' cotranslational protein folding. Lineage: Eukaryota; Metazoa; Arthropoda; Insecta; Coleoptera; Chrysomelidae. Gene Ontology annotation, cellular component: cytosol; endosome; plasma membrane. The record is from RefSeq and is a predicted model, not a curated record. Gene Ontology annotation, molecular function: clathrin binding; telomeric repeat DNA binding; phospholipid binding.